Tyto alba (common barn owl) is the source of this 2748-nucleotide messenger RNA. RefSeq names its product solute carrier family 27 member 1 (gene SLC27A1). The transcript has 12 exons. Gene Ontology annotation, cellular component: plasma membrane; mitochondrial inner membrane. Gene Ontology annotation, molecular function: long-chain fatty acid-CoA ligase activity; fatty acid transmembrane transporter activity; long-chain fatty acid transmembrane transporter activity. Bases 561 to 2501 code for a protein of 646 amino acids. Gene Ontology annotation, biological process: positive regulation of heat generation; positive regulation of protein serine/threonine kinase activity; phosphatidylinositol biosynthetic process. The record is from RefSeq and is a predicted model, not a curated record. Lineage: Eukaryota; Metazoa; Chordata; Aves; Strigiformes; Tytonidae.
UGGGGCUGGGGGUCCCCGGGUGUUCAUGUCCCGGGGCCGUGGGGUCCCUGGGUGUUCGUGUCCCGGGUCCGUGGGGUCCCCGGGUGUUCGUGUCCUGGGGCCAUGGGGUCCCCGCGUGUUCGUGUCCCGGGGCCGUGGGGUCCCCGGGUGUUCGUGUCUCGGGGCCGGGUAUCCCCGGGUGUUCGCGUUCCGGCCCGUGCGGUCCCCGAGUGUUCGUGUCCGUCGCAGCGCCGGUCCCGGUCCCGGGGUAACGUGGGCGGUGCCGGCACGCACACGCGCGGCGGCUCCCGGGGCGGGCAGAGACACCCCCGCUCCCCGCGCCCCUCCGCCUCGCCCAAUCCGAGCCCGGCAGCCUCACCCUCGCCCAAUCGCCUCUCGCCUUUCGCGCAGUCCCCGCCUCCCGGGGGGGCGGGCCCGAGCCCGAGGCGGCGGCCGCGGCGGGAGCGGGAGCUGCCGGCGCCGCUCGGGUGUCGGGGCCGGGGGAGCCCCGCAGCCCCCAGACCCCCCCGCAGCCCCCAGACCCCCCCGCAGCCCCCAGACCCCCCCCGGCCCCCCGCAGCAUGCGCCCCGCGGGGGUCUGCGCCGCCUCCCUCGGCUCCCUGGGGCUGCUGCGCUUCCUCGGCGCCCCCUGGUCCUGGAGCUUGGCCGCGACGCUCGGCGUCUGCCUGGGCAGCGGGGGAUGGCGGCUGCUGCGGCUGCUCUUCCGGACGGCGCCGCGGGACCUCUUCGGCCUCUUGGUGCUGUUACGAGUCAAGUACAAUUUGCGAAGGCACCAAAAAGCCAAAAGCACCGUCCCCAAGAUGUUCCAGGACGUGGUCCGCAGGCACCCCGAGAAAGUGGCCCUGAUUUACGAAGCCACCGGCGAGCAGUGGACCUUCAGGAGGCUGGAUGAGUACUCCAACGCCGUGGCUAACUACUUCUACCAGCAAGGUUUCCGCCUGGGGGACGUCAUUGCGAUCUUCAUGGAGAGCCGCCCUGAAUUCGUCGGCCUCUGGCUGGGGAUGGCAAAAAUCGGCAUCGAGGCGGCUCUGAUCAACUUCAAUCUGCGCUUGGAUUCUCUGGUUUACUGCGUGACGACUUCGGGGGCGAAAGCCGUGAUCUUCGGAGGGGAGCUGUCAGCAGCAAUAUCCGAAGUGAACGGGAUGUUGGGGAAGAACAUGGUCAAAUUCUGCUCCGGUGACUACAGCCCGGGUGUCGUUCCUGCGGAGGCCAGGCACCUCGAUCCUCUCCUGAGCGCCGCCUCGAGGUCACCCCCGACUCAGAUUCCAGUCAAAGGCUUGGAUGACCGGCUCUUCUAUAUCUACACGUCGGGAACCACGGGAAUGCCCAAGGCUGCCAUCGUGGUGCACAGCAGGUAUUACCGCAUCGCUGCCUUUGGUUACUACGCCUACAAAAUGCGGCCGGAGGACGUCCUCUACAACUGCCUCCCCCUCUACCAUUCCGCAGGUAACAUCAUGGGAGUGGGGCAGUGCCUAAUCCACGGCCUCACCGUGGUGAUCAGGAGGAAGUUCUCGGCCAGUCGCUUCUGGGACGACUGCACGAAGUACAGAUGCACGAUUAUUCAGUAUAUCGGGGAAAUCUGCAGGUAUCUUCUGAAUCAGCCGGUCCGAGAGUCAGAAAGCCACCACUGCGUGCGGCUGGCGGUGGGCAAUGGUUUGAGACCCACCAUAUGGGAGGAGUUCACAAAGCGCUUCCGAAUUAAGCAGAUCGGGGAGUUCUAUGGGGCCACGGAGUGCAACUGCAGCGUCGCCAACCUGGACGGGAAGGUCGGUGCCUGCGGCUUCAACAGUCGGAUUUUGCCCAACGUGUAUCCCAUUCGCUUGGUGAAGGUCAACGAGGACACGAUGGAGCUGAUCCGGGAUUCCGGGGGGCUGUGUAUCCCCUGCCGCCCAGGAGAGCCGGGGCUGCUCGUCGGUCAGAUCAACCAGCAGGACCCCCUGCGCCGCUUCGACGGCUACGUCAGCGAGAGCGCCACCACCAAGAAGAUCGCUUACAACGUGCUGCGGAAGGGGGACCAGGCGUACCUCUCAGGAGAUGUGCUGGUGAUGGACGAGCUCGGGUACAUGUACUUCAAAGACCGGAGCGGGGACACCUUCCGCUGGCGAGGAGAGAACGUCUCUACCACCGAGGUGGAAGGAACGUUGAGUCACAUCCUCAACCAGACGGACGUUGCGGUGUACGGGGUGGAAGUACCAGGGGUGGAGGGCAAGGCGGGGAUGGCGGCGAUCGCGGACCCCAAGGCCAAAGUCAACCCCAACGUCCUGUACCAGGAGCUGCAGAAGGUGCUGCCGCCCUACGCCCGGCCCGUCUUCCUCCGGCUCCUGCCCCAGGUUGACACCACAGGUACAUUUAAGAUUCAGAAAACCCGCUUACAGAGGGAAGGGUUCGACCCCCACCAAACCUCGGAUCGCUUGUAUUUUUUGGAUCUCAAGUUGGGAAGAUACGUUCCUCUGGACGAAUGCCUUUACGAAAGGAUUUGUGCCGGAAAAGCCGCUUUAUGAUCCGCGCGGCUUCGGCCUUUUUGAGGAAGCCGAUGACUAACGGGCGGGCGGGCGCUGGAUUCCCGCGCCGUUCCCCCGCCGAGCGCAUUAACCCCCCUUAGAGAGUAUUUUUGUAGCCGCUCCCCGCCCGGGGAGGGGGGCGAUGGCGAUAUUUAUUCACGGAGCUACCUGUGCCCCGCGCGGCGGGGGGCGCUUCCCAGCUCCCUCGCUGAACGUGACUUAACCAAUUUAGCCGAUUUUUAACCUC